Molecule: messenger RNA, 823 nt
Organism: Symbiodinium necroappetens
Lineage: Eukaryota; Dinophyceae; Suessiales; Symbiodiniaceae
Source: the annotation of a GenBank genome assembly
AUGGAGCUCCACAUGCGCUCGGUUCCGGGCUGGCAGCCGCUGGACGAGCCCCAGGCGGUGCUGCCCACCGCCUUGGAGAUGCCGGAGGAGGCGGCUUUGGCGGCGCGUCGAAUCGACGCGCUCAUCGGCGGCAUCCUCACCGUCGGUCUGGCCGUCGUUGCGGCAACCGUGCCAGUGGCGCUGGUGUCCUUGUUGGCAUGCAUGGGAUGCCAGGGAGCGUCGACAGGGCCACGGAGCAGGAGAGCUGGGCACCGUGGGAUGCCUGUCGCUUGGUGUCCUCUUCAAUUACUCCCGCCCCCGGCAGGCGAAGUGGCUCAGGAGCAGAAGGACGAGGAGGAAUUCGAAAUCCGGCUAGGCCCACUUAAGACCGCCAUCUUUGGAGUGCGGGCCUCGUCCUGGACGUGCCGGAUGGCAGCUCUGACCUCCUGGUCCAAAGCAGAGAAUCUGAUGCUGGGCGGGGCAGGGCUGGACUGGGAGGUCAUUUGGCUCUGGCUCGUGGCCGUCCUCGCUACGGACGUGGUGGGCUACCUUUUCCGCGCGUUGCAGGCGGCGUGGAUGAAGCGCCGGAUCGACCUUACAGGCCCUGCCAUUUCCAUCGUCAUGAGCGUCUUCCCCGUUCUGGGGCCACGGGAUUGCCUGUUUGCUGGCGCCGUGUUUCAACUCGCGGCCUGCCAAGCAGACGACUCAUGGAGACGCACCGCAGGUUUUUGGGUCGGGAACGCCGCGCUCCUCACCAUUUUCCUGCCGGCACCGGCCUUGCGUGGCCCUUACCUCUAUGCGUGGUGCAGAUGGGAAGAGCCAAAAAUGCCAGAAAUGGCGAAAG